Molecule: messenger RNA, 903 nt
Organism: Hemisphaericaspora subhashii
Lineage: Eukaryota; Fungi; Ascomycota; Pichiomycetes; Serinales; Debaryomycetaceae
Gene: SAM35
Product: SAM complex subunit
Exons: 1
Coding region: 1-903 (300 amino acids)
Source: RefSeq, a predicted model, not a curated record
AUGUUCCAGGUACCUCAAGCAGUCAAAUCAUUCUUUGAUUCAGUUCCAUUGAAAACUAUAACUGAUCAACCUACCUUAUUAUCACCUCAAGAUAUUUAUUAUUUUAGAGGAAUGGGAAAACACCCAGAUGGCCAUUUCACUUUAGGUGUAUUCAAUACCAUCAAGAUUAAUGAUCAUGUAGUUCCAUCAGAUCCAAUCUCCCUUGGCUUAAGUUUGAUUUUGGCUAAUAAGAAUCAAAUGGGAUUACCUACUGGUCUUGCUGCUGCAUUUGGUUGGAGAAAUGGAAUAAUUAAAACGUCAUAUAUGUCAAGUAAAACCAAUGUAUUACCAAUUCUUAUAGAAGAUACUAGCGACAAUGAAAGAAAUAUUAAGACAUUAGACAUUGUGAAUCAUGAGCUUGUUAUUAAUAAUUUCACCAAUCUUGAAUCUAAACAAAUUAAUGAAUUAAUUGAUAUUAAAUUUUAUGAUAUUUGGUUAUUAUGUAUCUUGACUGAAAAUUUAUCUUAUGAUACCUUGACUCAAAUAUUUGGAGUUGGUGAGUCAACCAAUAAACUAAUUCAACAAGCAGAGAUAUUGGAAUUCUUGAAUGAAAUACCUCAUUGGAAUUCUUUCCGAAAUCGUCAUCCAUAUUUAUUUGAUAAUUGGACAUCAAUUCAACAUUUAGAAUCGAAACAUUUAUCAAAUUAUUAUAAACAAGAAUUAGCCCAAUUUUCCAAAAAUUUCGAUUUAAUAAUAGAUUACUUAUCUGAUUCAAAUGAAUCAUCAUCAGAGAAAGAUAUUAUAAAAUUCAAAGUUGCCGGUUAUAUGAGCAUUAUCGAUCAUCUUCUCAAAGAUACAAAAUUAUAUCAAGUUAUAAAUCAAAGAUCUGAAUUUGUUAAACAAUGUUAUACCCUAAUGAAAUAG